CCUGAAGUUAGAAAGGGAACUGAAACAAGCAACCGACAGAGAAAACGAGAUCGAACGAAGAGCAGCCAGGCUUGAAACGUUAGAGGCGGACAAAGUUGAGUUAGAGGGUUUGGAUGAGUCAGUUAUGUCUAACCAAAUGAAAGUCUUGAAGAACAAUAUGUUGUCGCUGCAUGCGCACGCGGACAGCCGAUGGACUUCAUGCAGAGCACCCUAGACCAUAUCCUGGACAUUUUGCAAAGGCCAGGAUUUCGGCCACCAGCAUUGUCGUCGUUGUCGUUAACGGCGAUGUCUGGCCCCUUUCCCGUACAAGCUGGCACACAACCAAGUGGCACGUCUGCAGCAGCUGCACAGACUGUUGAUUCUUCUUCUUCGGGUCCAGCGGUGGGUGCUACACCACCGCAACAACCUGUUCCUCAACAGGGACAGCCGCAUGGUCAAUGGUACCCUAAGACCCCAAUGAAACCGCCUCUUGCCUUCUCAGGCGAGAGGAAGGACGAAGAACUCAACACUUGGUUGAGAACAGUUCCGGUUUGGGUGAAGGCGAAGAGGACCUUGCCAGAGGACGAAGUGGUUACUGUUGCAUCUUACCUCGAGGGUAAGGCAGCCAAAUGGCUAGAUGGUAUAGUUGCAAAGGCCGGGUAUGGACGACGUAUGGCAGACUGGGCUCGGUCUAUUACGUUAGACCAGUUCUUUGAGAUGGUAGAAGCUCGCUGGCACAAUCCUCAGCAGGCACAAAUAGCCACUGAUGCGAUAAACAGACUAGAUCAAAGAAAGUUUAAGUCAUUCAGAGAGCUUACGACUACCAUAAAGAGCCUCAUCGUCGUUCCAGGCAUCAACUACAGUGACCAGUUCCUAUUGACUACGUUUGUUAGAUGUCUUCCAGAGAACCUCAGGAACUUGCUGGUCAGCGAGGCUCGCCUCGAGUACCAUUCGUUUGAGACAUUGUCUAGAAAAACCUUAGACUUAGAGGCUACACUAGGAAAUGCUCAACCCUCUCAGAAUGAUGCGAGGAAGAAGAAGAGUCCGCAGGAAUGGAAGAAGAAGGGGGCGAAGUUGAUGAUGGUUGAGUCCGAUGGGACUCAAACAGAAAUUGAUGAGCUCACAGACCUGCUGGACGGUUCAGAGUAUGACGGCGAGGAGAUCGCUGAGGGUAGCACCCUCGCCGCAAUAAUCAAGGCUAAGGCGGGUGGCCGAGGGAAGGGCCAUCCAAAGAGUCAAGGGAAGGCCGCCUCCAAUCAGACCAAAGUGGCUGAUUGGGUUAAGGCAGGUCUUGAUCAAGACGUGUGGCGGGACCGCCGAGUGCGUGGCGCUUGUAUAAACUAUGGUGAAUACGGACACACCCAGUACAAGUGCCAGAACGCAAAGCACACCAUGAAUUGGAUCUUCCAUGACCACUUAGAUAAGUUUGUCGUGGUUUGCCUUGAUGACAUUCUGAUCAUUAGUAAGUCUAUCGAGGAGCAUGCACAACACAUUGAGAUUGUACUUUCACUCCUGCGACAACACAAGUACAAGGUCAACCUUGAGAAGUGUGAGUUUGGUCGCACUAAGAUAUUAUACUUGGGUCAUGAAGUAUCCGCGGAAGGGAUUAGGUCGGAAGAUGCGAAGGUGGCUAGUAUUCGAGACUGGCCACGACCUCAGACUGUCACUGAGGUCAGAUCUUUCUUAGGAAUGUGCGGCUACUAUAGGAACUUCGUAAAGAACUAUUCUACAGUCGCCUCUCCUUUGACGGAUCUAACUCGACUUGACACGCCGUGGGACUGGAGUGAUGAGUGCGAGGGUGCUUUCAAGCGAUUGAAGCAUGCACUCAUGAAUCAUGAAGUUCUCAUGGUUCCCGAUCCUCAGAAGCCAUUUAUAGUGACCACUGACGCAAGCCAAUAUGAUAUUGGCGCAGUGCUGGCUCAGUAGGAUGGGAAGAAGUUGAGACCGAUUGAGUACAUGAGCAAGAAGAUGCCGUCGAAGAAAUUGGCAAAGCCCACCUACGAAAGGGAAUCCUAUGCUCUCUACAAGGCACUUGUCCAUUGGAGACACUUCCUAUUGGGAAGGUUCUUCUACUUGAGGACUGAUUAUCAGACCCUCAAAUGGAUCAAGACUCAACCGACUCUUUCUGACGCACUCAAGCGAUGGAUUGAAGUCAUAGACCAAUAUGACUUCAAGCUUGAGUAUCUGAAGGGAGAGUACAACAAGGUUGCAGAUGCGCUAUCACGUAGGGCAGACUACCUAGGUGCGCUAGUUUCUGACUUUAGUGUAUCUGAAGAAGUAACUCAAUCAUUGGUGGGAGCCUAUCAGGAAGACCCUGUUACGAUGGACAUCAUGCGCAAACUUCAGGCAAAAGACAAGGCCACGGAAAGUGAGUUUGUGAUGGUGGACAGGCUACUCUAUCUUGAUAAAGCCGGUGUUAAAAG
This is a messenger RNA of Chara braunii, 2402 nucleotides long. Lineage: Eukaryota; Viridiplantae; Streptophyta; Charophyceae; Charales; Characeae. The record is from the annotation of a GenBank genome assembly.